This is a messenger RNA of Nilaparvata lugens (brown planthopper), 2863 nucleotides long. It is a transcript of the gene CSN8, whose product is annotated as COP9 signalosome complex subunit 8. Gene Ontology annotation, biological process: protein deneddylation; COP9 signalosome assembly. Bases 327 to 890 code for a protein of 187 amino acids. NCBI's taxonomy places the organism in Eukaryota, Metazoa, Arthropoda, Insecta, Hemiptera, Delphacidae. Gene Ontology annotation, cellular component: COP9 signalosome. The transcript has 4 exons. The record is from RefSeq and is a predicted model, not a curated record.
AGAUGUAAAAUUAUGUGACAGAAUAUGAAAUCCUAUUAAUAAUCCUAUCAUAAUCCUAAUGGCCAUUUAUUUUUCACGUCUAUUCAGGAUACGCUGAGAAGUGGCCUUUUGAUUAUAAUCAUUUUUGUUUGUGUACAAUGUCUGGUCACAGUUUGGUGUUGGACUGUCGGGGUGAUUUUAUCAGGGUCGUAGCUUUGUUUAGUCCUAUACUCCUAUUGCUAUUGGAUCCGUUCACAAUGUUCUCUUUUUUGUAAUGUUAUGAGAGCUUUAAUAAGUGAAUUCUUGCAACUUCAGAUAUUAAAAUAGAAAAUCUAUAAUUCCAAUUCAUGGGAAUAAUGGUGCCAGAUAAUUUCAAUAACCUAGCGGAUGAGCUAGAAAAACAAGAACUAGAUGCUCCUGGCGGUGUGCCUCCUCCACAAGUAUAUGCUAAGCUAUUAGCUAUUUAUCUGUACCGUAAUGAUUUAUGCAACGCUAAGUACCUGUGGAAAAGAAUUCCUCUAACCAGUAAGUCAUCCUAUCCAGAACUGAAUCUAAUUUGGGGAGUUGGCAAGGCUAUGUGGCAGAGGGAUCUCCCCACUGUUUACUCUACUAUUCAGAACACGCCAUGGUCAGAGAAUGUUUGCAACAUCAUGAAAGCUCUUCAUGAAGAGGUGCAGAAGCGAGCGACGGAGCUGGUGUCACGGGCCUACUCGUCGCUAAGCGUGGACACUCUGUCAGCGCUGGUAGGCCUCAGACAAGAGGACGCCCUGAAGCUGGCCGCUGAACGAGGCUGGCAAGUGGACAACGGCCUCGUUAUCCCCACCCGUCCCGUCAUCAGCACUCCGCCCAUUGCGUCCAGCGAGGACCAGCUCUACAAGCUCACCGACUUUGUUUCCUUCCUCGAAAAUUAAUUCCACUAAACUGUCACAGUCGUGUAUAAUACCACUCAAUAUAUUGAAUUAACAAAAUUUGUUAUAACAACAUGAACUUCAACUGAGCUUUUUCAUUUGUCAAACUAUUAGAAUUAAAGUAUGUUUUUUUAUUAAAAAAUGUUGAUUAUUAUAAUUUUCCACAAUAAAUUGUUAUUUGAUUCCCAAUUUCAUUUAUCAACAGUCCGAUUUGUAAUCUAUAAUAUAAUAAAGGAUUAAACCUUCUAGUCGUGACCCUAUUUUUUCUGACGUUAGUCGUGACCCUGGGUCCCAGAGACCCACUUCUUUUAUAUUGAAUAUCUCAAUAUAUUUCAAGAUAUAAUGUUAUUCUAUGAUCCUAAUAUGUCCAAGGGUUAUUGAUGAACACAACGAGCACUUAUGUGAAACAGAAGUCAAUCUUUAUUUAUAAAAAUACAUUUAUAAAACCUUGCAUUUUUAGGGUAGUGACGUUUGGUUAUUAUUUUAUAUAAAGUUAACAAAAAAUUAUAGUGAUGAAUACUAUUAUGGAUCCAACAUUCAACACUACUAGAAAGAUGAGGAAAAAAUUGGAAGGUCAUAGCUCCCUCUUAGGGUAGUUUUUACCCCACCCUCAAGUUCAUGUUGCACAAUCUUUGCAAAACUUGAGAAAUUAUAGUAAUGAAUACUAUUAUAAAUCCUAAAACCUACAUGAAACACUACUAGAAAUCAUGAAAAAUAUAUAAGGUCAUAUAAAGUUUACUCUUAGGGGAGGUUUAGUACACCUAGAAUCACAUGAAGCUCAUUGGUUUCACUAUCAUCCUACUCAGGGUCAGUAUUCUUAUAUUGAGCUAUGAAUUUUUCUUAUCAUUACUAAUGUCAUUGAAAUAGAGAUCUAGUAGUCAAUUUGUACAUUCUUCGAAGUCUCUGUUCAAAAUGUACAUGUUGACUGCUUGAAUCCAAUCACUAUUGUAUAAAAAUGUGCAUUUGUAAAAAAUGAAAAAAGUUACGUUAGUUCUGACCCUUGGGUCCCAGGGUCCUAAAAGCGUCAUUUCAGAAAAACAAGUCACAGAGCACUAACACUAUACAUUAAUUUAAAGUGUCUACUGACAUGAAUUUACAUGGGUCUCAAUAGACAGUAAAGCAAACGGAAGCAAAAUUAUAACUAAAACAAAAAUUGCCCGGGUCCCUGGGACCCAGGGUCACGACUAGAAGGUAAAGGAACGAAUUUUCUUAUACAUGUACGGGAUACGAAUGAAAUUUAAAUCAUGUAUUUUUUGUACUAUUAAGUUAUUUUUUCUAUUAUAAUUAUAAGGUAUUGUUUUUGUGUAUUAUUUUGAGGCGUUGCAUUGAGGCCAUGCAAAAGGCUAAAAAAGCUUUUUACUAGUGAUAUUUUCGAACUUUUUUCAUGCUAUACUAUCAAAAUAAAAAAUAUUUUUUGAGGAAAACAUUUUUUUCCCGAUCAUUAAAAAAAAAUUAAUUUUUGAUACAGAUCAUUGAAAAUUCGGUAAGAGAUUCAUGAAAUUUUGAGGAUAUAUUCUUCAUGGUAUUGUUGAUUGAAUAAAACAAGAAUUCAUGAAAAUAUCCAUUUUCAAGAAAGUUAUAUAAUUUACAAAAAAUGACCGAAAAUAAUCCAUUCAAGUUGUUGGUAACUUGACUUUCUGUCAAGUUAUUUUUAGUCAUUUCUUGUAAAUAACUUCUUGUAAUAAUCAACUCCAUCAAAAAUUUAUAUUUUCAGAAUUUUUUUUUAUUCAAUCAAAAAUACCAUAAAGAAUGUAUGCUUAAAAUUUCAUGAAUUCAUCUCUCACCGAAUUUUUAAUGAUUUCCAAAAAUUCAUACUUUGGACGUUCAUUUCUCAAAAAAUAAUGAUUGGAAAAAAUGUUCUCCUGAGAAAACUCUUUCUUUGAUAGUUUGUAUACAAAUUAAAACUUUUAAAUCAUCAGUAAAAAGUUUUUUUCAGCCUUUUGCAUGACCUUAAAGCAACGCCACAAAAUAAUACA